Messenger RNA from Prunus armeniaca (apricot), 897 nucleotides. NCBI's taxonomy places the organism in Eukaryota, Viridiplantae, Streptophyta, Magnoliopsida, Rosales, Rosaceae. The record is from the annotation of a GenBank genome assembly.
AUGGCCUUCGUGAAAUCUCUGAAAUCCAGGGCCUACUUCAAGCGGUUCCAGGUCAAGUACAAGAGAAGAAGACAGGGAAAGACCGAUUACCGAGCCAGAAUCCGCCUCAUCAACCAAGACAAGAACAAAUACAACACACCCAAGUACCGGUUCGUCGUCCGAUUCACCAACAAGGACAUCGUCGCCCAGAUCGUCUCCGCCAGCAUCGCCGGCGAUCUGGUUCUCGCCUCCGCCUACGCCCACGAGCUUCCUCGCUAUGGGCUCAAGGUGGGCCUCACCAACUACGCCGCGGCCUACUGCACCGGUCUUCUCUUGGCUCGCCGAGUCCUGCACAAGCUCGAAAUGGCCGACGAGUAUGAGGGCAACGUCGAGGCCACCGGCGAGGACUAUUCUGUGGAGCCAUCGGAGAGCCGGAGGCCAUUUAGGGCUCUGCUCGAUGUGGGUUUGAUCAGAACCACAACUGGGAACCGUGUGUUUGGUGCUUUGAAGGGAGCUCUGGAUGGUGGGCUUGAUGUGCCUCACAGCGAAAAGAGGUUUGCUGGGUUUUCGAAGGACAACAAGCAGCUUGAUUCUGAUGUCCACAGGAAGUACAUCUAUGGCGGGCAUGUUGCUGCUUACAUGGGGAUUUUGAGUGAGGAUGAGCCUGAGAAAUUUCAGACCCAUUUCAGUGGGUACAUCAAGAAGGGCGUUGAGGCUGAAGGGAUUGAGGAGAUGUACAAGAAGGUUCAUGCCGCCAUUCGUGCCGAUCCAACCGUGAAGCUGACUGAGAAGAAGGAGGUGAAGGAGCACAAGAGAUUCAAUCUUAAGAAGCUUACUUAUGAUGAGAGGAAGGAGAAGUUGAUUGAGAGGUUGAAUGCUUUCAACUCAGCUGCUGGGGAUGAAGAUGACGAUGAGUGA